Fusarium oxysporum Fo47 is the source of this 1135-nucleotide messenger RNA. RefSeq lists its product as uncharacterized. The coding region runs from base 92 to 1042 and encodes 316 amino acids. The transcript is spliced from 3 exons. Lineage: Eukaryota; Fungi; Ascomycota; Sordariomycetes; Hypocreales; Nectriaceae. The record is from RefSeq and is a predicted model, not a curated record.
AACCCACGGUGCACGGCAUUUGUCCUGUCUCGAAUCCUUUACUCAUUAUUUCGACGGAUGUUUAAAGCUCCAUUUUACUACCAGAGCCGCAAUGGCUGGUAGAGACGAUCGGAUCGGUCGCCGACCAGCCGGUAGCUCCCCAUCAGAAUUAUUCCCCGACCGUGUCUCACUCCGCCGAGAUGAAUCGUCUCAUUCCAAAGAUGCAGACCACGAUCGAGGGAGGGGCGGUGGGAAGGGGGGAGGAUUGCCUUACGGUAAACAUAGCAAACCACCUUUGGAGAGAUCUUCUUCCAGGAGGUCAACGAAUGCUAGUGAUCGCGGUUCAAUAUUGACCGCUACAGCCGGGCAGCGCGCCACGAAAGUUGAAGGCCUGCCACUUGUAGUAGACCUGCUCGGCGAUGCAGCCUGUCUACGCAUGCAACACAACCAAGCUGAUAACAAGCUUAAGAGAACAUUAGCUGACUGGAAACGGUCGGCUGCUAAAACUCCUGAAUAUUCUUCUGUUGACGAGAUGCAACGUCAGGCUGUCCAAAAAUGCGAGAACGAAAAGAACAAUCUUAAGCAAAAACUCAGAGAGCUGCACCCAACGCUGUGUGAUACUCUCGAUUCGUUAUUCAAGCAAUACGUGCAAGAUCAGGCUUCCAUAGGACCCAACACCCAACAAGGAGCAGAUUCUUUGCCGACGAAGGUCCAGGGCUCCCCAGCAGAGCUUCAGCCACAAUCACUGGAACCGCACCAGUCAACCAAGGCAUGGAUGGAAAAUUGUUUACAGAUUGAGCUGAAUAAAUUCAAAAACUCCUUACCAAGCGCUCAGGGACCCGAUAAUAGCGAGAUCCGGAAACUGGUGGACAGCCUUCAGAACGAGAAGAAGAAAACUCAACUUCUGGAAAAUAAAGUCGAAGAAGGUCGACAGCAACACCAAUUGCUGGAAGAGAAGCUCAGCCGGCUCGAGCAGAAGCUCGAUGGCGUCAGCACCACGAUGGAAGAAAGGAUAGCCGCCAAAAAGAGGACGCGCUAUAGACUUUAUCAAAAGUCAGUUUGAUCCCAAAAGGAUGCAGAAGCUCCAGCAAGACACAGAAAACCUUGCAGACAGACUCACGAACGGCAUAAAAUCUGUCAAGUCGCUCCAUGAGCA